AUUAAUCAUACAUCAAUACAGAAUUUACACAUACGCGUUUUUAACUAUUUCCAAGUACAGAAAUGAUCACUAUGUAUCGAAGUGAUUAUCUUAAAACAAGAUAAAAUUAGAUAACUCGGAAUGUCGCAGUCGCAAGGUCCCCGCGAGAAGAUAUUCGCUGGGUAACCCCGUUAACAUCUAUCAUACGUAUAAUUAAUCAUACAUUAAUACAGAAUUUACACAUACGCGUUCUUAACUAACUAUUCCUAAGUACAGAAAUUAUCUCAAUAUAUCGGAGUGAUUAUCUUAAAACGAGAUAAAAUUAGGUAAAUCGGAAUGUCGCAGUCACAAGGUCCCCGCGAAAAGAUAUUCCCUGGGUAACCCCGUUAACAUCUCUCACACAUAUAAUGAAUCAUACAUUAAUACAGAAUUUACACAGACGCGUUCUUAACUAACUAUUCCUAAGUACAGAAAUUAUCUCAAUAUAUCGGAGUGAUUAUCUUAAAACGAGAUAAAAUUAGGCAAAUCGGAAUGUCGCAGUCGCAAGGUCCCGCGAGAAGAUAUUCCCUGGGUAACCCCUUUAACAUCUAUCAUACAUAUAAUUAAUCAUACAUUAAUACGGAAUUUACACAUACGCGUUCUGAACUAUUCCUAAGUACAGAAAUUAUCUCAAUAUAUCGGAGUGAUUAUCUUAAAACGAGAUAAAAUUAGGUUAAUCGGAAUGUCGCUGUCACAAGCUCCCCGCGGGGAGACAUUCGGUUGAGAGUCGGGGAAGGAUCGUCGGUAUCGAAAUUUCAGCUGAACUCUCGAUACGGAGUCGACUCGUCGAUGGUGGUCGUCUCGGAGGCCUCGAGCGCCGCGACGGUGGUGAUUACGGCAACGAAGACGGGGCGCGUCUUACUCGGGCGAGGAGUCGCGCGCGAGAGCGCGUCCCGUGUGGAGUGAGCGCGGUUUACGUACGUACGAUUAUAAAUAUCGUGGGAGCCAGUGGGCGCGCAUGCGCAGUAGCGCGACUGUUUCCGCCGUGCCUCGAGCGCAAGUCGGCAGCCUUUUCGACAGUGAUUGGCGGCGGUUCGAUCGAUCGAUAGUUCUCGAGGCCUGAUCGAAACCACUCGACAGGAAGGAUGACCGAGACCACCGAUUCUCUGAUUGGAACCCCGGAGGAGCCGCCCAAAAUCCAAGUUCUCGUGAUGGACAAGCAGACCAACAGAACGCAAUGGAAACAGUGGCUUGCUUGCGUGUCAGCGACCCUGUCCAUGGUAGCUGUGGGAACGGUGUUUGGGUGGACCACCACCAACAUCUCGAGGUUGAUGUACGAUGCGGACGCCCCUGUGCGGAUCACCACCGACGAAAGUUCCUGGAUAGUAGCCCUGACGGUGAUAGGAUCCAUGAUAGGACCCUUCCUGGGUGCCUGGCUGGCAGACAAAUUCGGACGAAAGCGAUGUUUGUUAAUGUCCAGCCUCUUCUACAUCGCGGGAUGGCUGAUGGUGGUCUUUGCUACCAACGUGGCGAUGCUCUACGUCUCCAGGAUCAUCUUAGGCGUUGGCGUGGGGAUGUCCUACACGACGAAUCCGAUGUACGUCUCGGAAGUGGCGGACGUGAACAUCCGUGGAGCUCUAGGAACGCUGAUAGCAGUGAACGUGUUCACCGGUUCCCUGCUAGCCUGCAGUAUAGGUCCCUGGGUGUCCGUCAGGUUCCUGAGUGCACUUCUGCUGUUGGUACCGGUUCUCUUCGUGGUCACCUUCGUCUGGUUCCCGGAAAGUCCUUACUAUCUAGCCAGCCAGGGAAGAGACGAAGAGGCCCUGCGAUCGCUGGCAUUCUUCAAGGGAAUCGAAGACAAAGAAGAAGCCAGGAGGGAGUUGGACCUGGUGCAGAAGAACAUCCACGAGAACAGCGAGGAUGGCCAGCAUUGGAGGGACAAACUGCUGCAGCUGCUCCUGCCAAACAAUAGGCGAGCCCUCGUCAUCGUCAUCGGGCUGAUAGUUGGUCAGCAGUUGAGUGGAAGUUUCAGUACCAUGCAGUACUUGGAAACCCUCUUCAGGGAAGCCAACAUCGGGAUCGACUCCAACGUCGCAACCAUCAUCGUCCUGGCUAUGGGACUGAUUUCUGGGAGCCUGGCGACCAUGACGGUGGAGGGUGCUGGUAGGAGACCCUUGCUGAUGAUCUCUACCUUAGGAUCCUCCGUGACGCUGGCCAUAUUAGCGGGAUAUCUUUUCCUGAACGGUCAGGGGGUCGACGUAUCCUCGGUUAAUCUUCUGCCGGUGGUUGAUGUUAUAGUAUUUCAGAUUGCUUAUCAAGUUGGACUUGGUACACUGCCCAAUGCAUUGAUCGGGGAACUGUUUCCUACCAACGUGAAGGGAAUUGCUGGAGCUACCAUCACCGUUUCCGAUGGACUCCUGGGAUUCGCAGUGUCCAAGCUGUAUCAGGUGUUGGGGGACUCCUUUGGCAAGCACGUCGUGUACUUCACCUUCGCAGGGUCCUGCUUCGUCAUCUUCCUGUUCGUCGUGGCUUUCGUGCCGGAGACAAAGAGCAAGACUUUCAGCGAGAUCCAAGACUUGCUCCGGCAGAAGAGGAUCAGGUGCGGCAAGAAAAGGAGAGACCAAGCGUGAGGAACCGAACUCUAGGCAGGGAAUGGAACUCGUUCGAUUCCUUUCUGGAACUUGAACCUUCAGGUUUCAAGGGACGGAAACUUCAAUGCUGACGAGUCCAGUUGGGACGAAGAACUUCUCUAACUUACCAAGUGCCUUAGCAUUCUUCCGGAAGUGGAGUUCUCGAAGCGCAUUUGGGUUCCACUUUCUCGCGAGCCAUUUCAUAUUGACGGAAUUUCGCUCAUAGAUUUUUUAUCCAUUGAACGUUGAACCCUUAUAACCAUAAACUUAUCCGAAGACACGCCUUGCGAAUGGUGCAAGACGCUGAAGAGAGUGUACACUCAUCUCCACUUUUACGGCUACCAUGGGUGGUCAUUUUUAAAUCUGUAGCAGGAAGCUCUGGCUUCUUCAAGUUUCGACAUUACGAAUCUUCGUAAUUACUUCCUGCUUCCUACUUUUGUACAUACUUGAAUUUCUUCACUCGCCCUAAUUCUAGAAGUAGAUGUAUUAAUAUUCAUCCUAACCUUGCUCUAUAUCUUGCCAAUUAGAUUUAUUAUUUUCUUAAUUAUAUUACGGGAAAGGUUAAUAGAAAUAAGCUAUCAUUGACGUAGUGUUCCGAGUUUUAUCAGAUUUUCAACUGAUUCCAUUCAGCUUCCGACGUUUUUCUCGCUAAGCUGCGUCAGGAUGCAAUUUCGUUCCGUGUCAGAUAACAAACCGUAUGAUAGACCGCAAACUGCGUUGUCGGUAUUCAAAUCGCACUAUGAAAUUAACAUUUACCUUUGUGGACGAGUGUUUGUGAGAUUUUACCCGCGAACCAUAUUGUGAGCUCUUCCAUGAUCGCUGACAACGAAUGUCACUUGUGCUACGAAAAUACUUUCAAUACUAGUCGGUGCAUCCUACUUUACUGAUUGAACCUCUCAAUGGAUUACCAUGUAGAUUAUGUACAUAAGAAUUACCGCCGGCGAUAUAUGCGCACUAGUAGGCAUCUACGUCAUGCCCGAUGCAAACCGGCGAAUGUAAUGUACUUGUAAAUACCAUUAAUGAAGAUAUCCGCCCUUCUGGCGUUUGUUAUCCUUUCUUUGUGAUGGGCUCCGAACAUUUAAUGGAUUCGAAAUGUUUUGCACUCUGCAAUCUAGAGUUUCUCUUUCUACGCCGUUAUUGCGAAAAAGCUAUCUCGAAAUAAUGCUUCCCAGAGGACUUUGAACGUUUCGCGCACCUUUCAGGAGAAAUACUAUCUCUAAUUUCGCAAAUGUACUGCGGUUUUUGUAAGGAAAAAAAAAAAUUAAAAAAAAAUAAAAGAAAGGAAGAAAAAAAUAAAUGGUUUCGCAACGCA
Messenger RNA from Orussus abietinus, 3900 nucleotides. RefSeq names its product facilitated trehalose transporter Tret1. Lineage: Eukaryota; Metazoa; Arthropoda; Insecta; Hymenoptera; Orussidae. Bases 1104 to 2588 code for a protein of 494 amino acids. Gene Ontology annotation, molecular function: transmembrane transporter activity. Gene Ontology annotation, cellular component: membrane. The record is from RefSeq and is a predicted model, not a curated record. Gene Ontology annotation, biological process: transmembrane transport. The transcript is spliced from 3 exons.